AUAGCAACUCCAAAAAACGAAGAUGCUAGGAUGCAAGUGAACAGUUGGAUAUCGAAAUGGUGUAAGACCGAAUAUUGUUUUGUCAGAUCAGGUAAGGAAGACAUCGCCAAUGUACCCGAGGAGAAGUAUGAUAAAAUAAGGUAACAUUCUGCCAAAGAUCAGUGGAAUAAAAAGUAGAAAUGGAUCACACAGAAUUAAUUCACCUGAAUGUUGGUGGAGUUAUGUACACAACGACCAGAGCAACCUUAUGUAAGUACCGCGACUCUAUGUUAGGGGCCAUGUUCAUGGGGAGCAUGAUGUCAACAACAGAUCAAAAGGGAAGGCCUUUCAUUGACAGAGAUGGAGAAAUGUUCAAAUACAUCCUCAACUUCUUACGUUCAUCAAAGCUUAGUCUUCCAAAUGAUUUCAAAGACUUUGAUUUACUAGCUGUAGAAGCAGAUUUCUAUCAGGUACAGCCGCUGAUUGAAGCUAUCAAUAUGUUACGAGAUGAAAGGCAAAGAGAUGAUCUCAUGACUCACUUCUAUGUAGAAGUGAUAGAGGUUCGGACAGGCACAACUGCUACAAUGCCUUCAAACAACUCCAGGGUGAAAACAGUUCUUGCUGGAAGAAAAGAUGUCAUUCUUUCUUUGCCUUCAGAAUUAGUCGGUGAAGGAGCCUCAGAAAAGUUACAGAAGAAUGAAGGGUAUGAUUAUGUUGAGCUUCAACUCAAUGGUGCUAACGUGAGACUCAGACUUGCGGAAACAUUGAGAAAUGGAGGAUGGCACAUUGUGGAUACAAAUUUGUCAUCGUCUUCUAGUCUUGUCACUUCAUUCACAGGAAAUACACUAUUUAUAGAGCAAACCUACCGAGACAGAUGGAGGUUGACCUUGCCAAAAAUAAAAAAGCUUGCAACAUACAUGUAGAAUUCUGUCUUUUUACUAACA
Ylistrum balloti is the source of this 923-nucleotide messenger RNA. RefSeq names its product BTB/POZ domain-containing protein KCTD6-like. Gene Ontology annotation, biological process: protein homooligomerization. The transcript has 2 exons. Bases 180 to 902 code for a protein of 240 amino acids. The record is from RefSeq and is a predicted model, not a curated record. NCBI's taxonomy places the organism in Eukaryota, Metazoa, Mollusca, Bivalvia, Pectinida, Pectinidae. Gene Ontology annotation, molecular function: protein binding.